CCCAGUUCAAUGAACGACAGUCCUAUGGCGGUACAACCCUAGGAUCCGGGCAAUAAAGACCCCCGUUGCAGCAUUAUUUUUCACACAACUUGUCCUCAGCAAGUAAUAAGGGACAACCCUUAAAAGUGUACCAAAGGCAAUUGGCUUGCCUGCACAUCGCUCAAGUCGUUGAUAGAUCUAGUGGAUCGGGCUCCACCCUUGGCAACGCAAUGGCCCUCCAGGCUCACUCCCGCUCGCUGCAGCAGCGUGGCUCCAGCCGCGCCUUCUCGCAGUCUUGCCAGCCCCCUAAGCGCGUCCUGUUGGGCAAGUGCCGCGUAAGCACUGCCGAGCGGGGAAUUCAAGCCGAGAACUACGUCAAGCAUGCCCCGGUGACCCUGCUGCGCCCUGGCGUCGACACCGAGGACAGCGUGCGCGCUCGUUUCGAGAAGGUCAUCCGCGAUGCCCAGGACUCUAUCUGCGCUGCUAUCUCCGAGAUUGAUGGCAAGCCUUUCCACCAGGAUGCCUGGACCCGCGCCGACGGUGGCGGUGGCAUCACCCGCGUGCUGGCUGACGGCAACGUGUGGGAGAAGGCCGGUGUCAACGUGUCGGUAGUCUACGGCACCAUGCCUCCUGAGGCUUACCGCGCUGCCACCAGCAACGCCACCGUCAACAAGAACAAGAGCGAUGCUGGCCGCGUGCCCUUCUUCGCCGCCGGUAUCUCCUCCGUGAUGCACCCGCGCAACCCCCACUGCCCCACCAUGCACUUCAACUACCGCUACUUCGAGACCGAGGAGUGGAACGGCAUUCCCGGGCAGUGGUGGUUCGGUGGCGGCACCGACAUCACCCCCAUCUACAUCGAUGAGGAGGACAUGAAGCACUUCCACGGCACCUACAAGGCGGUGUGCGACCGCCACGACCCCGCCUACUACGAGCGCUUCCGCAAGUGGUGCGAUGAGUACUUCACCAUCAAGCACCGCGGCGAGACUCGCGGCCUGGGCGGCAUCUUCUUCGAUGACCUCAACGACAAGGAGCCCGAGAAGCUCAUUGCCUUUGCCAAGGACGCCGUGAACCACGUCGCCGAGGCCUACUGCCCCAUCAUCAAGAAGCACAUCAACGACCCCUUCACCGCCGAGGAGAAGGAGUGGCAGCAGCUGCGCCGCGGCCGCUACGUUGAGUUCAACCUGGUGUACGACCGCGGCACCACCUUCGGCCUCAAGACCGGCGGCCGCACCGAGUCCAUCCUCAUGAGCAUGCCCAAGACCGCCCAGUGGGCGUACGACUACGAGCCCGCCGCCGGCACCCGCGAGGCUGCGUUCCUGGAGGCUGCCCGCAACCCCCGCGUGUGGGUUUAAGGUGUGGGCCUAAGGGUUGAAAGCCUGAAGGUCCCUGUAAGCAGCUGCUGGGGCUUUUUGAGGAAGCAGUACCUGCCAUGGGUGGGUGCGCGACUGGGCUUUUCGGCGCUCUCUUGUUUCUCUUUCUCUUCUGUUGGGAUUGGGAUUGCAUGUGUAGGUGGUGUGUGAAAAUAGGUGGGCGCAUGUGCGUGUUGAGUGGUGAUGCUGCGUUUUGCGUGUGAAUGCAAGUAGCCUUAGGUAGUAAGCGCGUGAAAAUAGAGGUGCCGCCCGCAGGCAGCCGCCGAAGGGCGUGCGCUGGCGCUGGGUGUGUAUCUUUAGGCAUGGAGCAAGUGGGGAGCAGAGAUGAUAAUUUGUAGUUUUACCGCCCGGACAGGGAGGCUUGAUGACUACCCGCGUCCGCGGGGAUUCUUUGUUUACCGUGAACAAAUCAUGCUGUAGGACAUGCUUUAUGUAUUGUUACACAUCCAUCCUUGACCGAACCUUUAGGCACUGGAAUUGACUUUGCGCGUGAGAGCGUUAGGGGAUGUAUAGACCCUAAUGCUGCAGAUUCUUGGUUUUGCGGACGGCUUGGCGUGCUAUCUGUGAUGUCGUCAGCAACCGCAAUGGGUUUGUUGUCGAUGAUGCCUCCAGCCACCCCAGCCAAUGCUGCGUCGCUCGGGCCGUUGCUGCUGUACUGUACUACCGCCGUUUGUAGCAGUCUUGUGGUUUAUGGCCCCUGGGAGUGUAACUGUGGGUUUGAAGCAUCCCAUGGAUGUUUUGCCCACACAACACAUGUAACAAUACAAGAUAUAA
Messenger RNA from Astrephomene gubernaculifera, 2123 nucleotides. NCBI's taxonomy places the organism in Eukaryota, Viridiplantae, Chlorophyta, Chlorophyceae, Chlamydomonadales, Astrephomenaceae. The record is from the annotation of a GenBank genome assembly.